Molecule: messenger RNA, 944 nt
Organism: Mytilus trossulus (common blue mussel)
Lineage: Eukaryota; Metazoa; Mollusca; Bivalvia; Mytilida; Mytilidae
Exons: 2
Coding region: 77-823 (248 amino acids)
Source: RefSeq, a predicted model, not a curated record
GUUUUAAUACGGACAUUCAAUAAGGUAUAAAAGAAGAAAAAUUUAGCAGAUUGGGCAUAAUUUUCAAACAGUGAACAUGCAGUCUCUUCUUUGUAUUGUGCUUGUUUUGGUUUCUCUCUAUUUAGUGCAAGGUCGAACAUAUGGCUAUCAAAAAAAGAUAAAAAAGGCUCACGUGGUUAAGGUAAAGGAUCCCAUUGGAUUCCCGACAGAUCAAGUACAUAUACCUAAAGAACCUGUUCUGUUACCAAGUAAGAGACUACCUGACUGUGAUGUAGGAUGUACUCUACAGAUAAUACCACCAGAGUGUAUACAAGAAACAUUUGGAUUUGAACAUGGCGUCAGGUGUAGAGGCUGUGAUGUUGAUAUAUGCAACAGAGGAAGGGGAGAUAAUUUAGAUAGAUUGCAGGGCGGUUCCCAGUGGCAAAACGGAGGCAGAACCCAAAAUUUAAAUAGCAGAAUAGGCGGAGGAUUCGUUGAUAGUUUAGGUGGAGGCAGAAACCAAAAUCUAAACAGCCGAAUAGGCGGAGGUUUCCUUGAUAGUUUAGGUGGAGGUAGAAACCAGAAUUCAAACAGCAGAAUAGGCGGACAAUUCGUUGAUAGUUUAGGUGGAGGAAGAAACCAAAAUUUAAACAGCAGAAUAGGCGGAGAAUUCGUUGAUAGCUUAGGUAGUGAUUUCUUUAACGAAGUACAAAACUCGAAUUUAGGUGGUAGAUUUAGAAACAGACAGAAUACUAAUUUUGAAAGUAGAAACAGAUUGGAUAUAAACUCAAAUGACAGAAGAAACCGCUUUGAAACAAACAGACAAGUUGGGAGUGGGUGGUGAUGAUCACGUGGUUACGAUUUGAGUAUUUUGUAACAAACAUUUAGAAAUCCAGAGUAUUUUGUUGUACAAUUUGUAAUGAAAUGACAUAUUUGUAAAUAAUCAAUAAACGGGUAACGAUCUA